Messenger RNA from Electrophorus electricus (electric eel), 2576 nucleotides. RefSeq names its product lysophosphatidic acid receptor 6. Gene Ontology annotation, cellular component: plasma membrane. NCBI's taxonomy places the organism in Eukaryota, Metazoa, Chordata, Actinopteri, Gymnotiformes, Gymnotidae. Gene Ontology annotation, biological process: phospholipase C-activating G protein-coupled receptor signaling pathway; positive regulation of Rho protein signal transduction. Gene Ontology annotation, molecular function: G protein-coupled receptor activity. The record is from RefSeq and is a predicted model, not a curated record.
GGUCUGUGAAAAAAAACUGAGAUGUAUUUCCUGAGCUGUCAUGGAAAUAGAGUUUCUGUUGUGCAUGAAGUCAAAUGACAAAUAUAAAUACAGCAUCUCUUGAAUCAAGCUUGGCAAAAAUAUUCUUCAGCAUACAGGAAGCUAGUUGUGGACACCAACCAAAAAGAGGAAUUAUGCGAUUAAACUCAACAACCCUGGAUGGUCUAGUUGCACUGUGUUUGAAUCAAACACAAGGCCAGAUAAACGUCACCUUCAUUGUUGUGUAUGCUCUGGUCUUUGUAACUGGGCUGGCCCUCAACCUCAUAGCACUUGUGGUUUUCUUUUGCCUGACCGAGCUGCGUUCACAAACCACUGUCUACAUGACCAACCUAGCCCUAGCAGACCUUCUUCUAGUUUGUACUCUACCUUUCAGGAUCCUUCAUCACUGGGGUUUUGGUUUAUCUCAGAUGACCUGUGAAGUGGUUGGUCUUAUACUGUUAGUAAACAUGUAUGGAAGCAUAUUUCUUCUCACCUGCAUUAGCCUCGACCGCUGCAUGGCUGUUUGCUUCCCUUUGUCUUCCCAAGUACGUGAAGGUCGCAAAAAGGCACGACUCGUGUGCCUGGGGGUUUGGAUGCUAACCAUAGGGGCUAGCCUCCCCAUGUAUCUGUCUAAGAUCAAGAUGAUCAAAAACAACACAGAGAAUUGUUUUGGAGGCUUUCCACACUAUGCUAUACAAACGACUGCACUUACCUCCUCGCUAACAAUAGGAUUUGGCUUGCCACUGGUAAUCAUGGGUCUCUCUUCCUGGAGCCUUGUGAAGGCUAUUAGAAAAAGCACUGCAGUGCAGACAACUGACUUGUUCGACAGUCACAAGAUCCAGAGGAUGGUGGGCAUUAACCUAACCAUCUUUCUCUUCUGCUUUCUUCCAUAUCAUCUUAUGUUGGUAGUGCAGCACUUUUACAUAAACCAUAAGAAGAGUUUGCCAUGCUCAGUGCUAUCUGCUCACCACAACAGCCUGAUGGUAGCUUGCAUGAAUGCCACUCUGAAUCCAGUGACUUACUACUUUACCAAAGAGACAUUCCGGAAAAAUGUAGACAUAGAUGCUGUUCGGAGGAUGUGGCCCAUGAACAGUCACAGCUCUGAUGGAAAUACCCCUUGCAGACGACCUCUGAGUACUUAAUGGUUAAAACAUGUUUUUUAUCUAGGCAGAUAUUGAAAAUUAUAUUGACCACAUAUAGCCUGUAUUAUUAUUGUAACUGGGUAUUGAGAAAUGCAGUUUCAGUUGCAUUCCUAUAUUCACAAAAGUAAAGGAUUGCACUGACCUGCAAGUUCAUUAUUUGAUUCUGCAAUUAAUUUCUUAUGCUGUGUGAAGGGCAUUUCAAUUAGAUCUCAAAAUGGAACUGAUGCAAUAUUAUUACCAUGAGUUGUAUUUCUUUGCCUUGAGCAAAGCAGUAGAGCAGUAUUAACAGCAAAUAUCUCAAAGGCCAUUCACAAAAGUACUUUUAUGUGAAAUAAAAAACAAAAAAUAGCUGUAGAUUCAACAACAUUACAAACUGUACUGUUUGUACUCAGAGAAGUUAAAGUCAAAGAUUAAUUUAAGUGUAUAGUACUUCAUACAACAUACACUGUCACAAAAGCAGCUUUACAAAAAUGUAGGUGGAGAUCCCUAUUGAGCAAGCCAGUGGAGACAGCACAGUGGCUGUUAGUACUACAUGCACAUUUUAGUUGACUUAGUGGAGAAUGAUUCAUACUAAAACUUCAGUUGGUGCUACUAUGCAAUAUCUAGUGACCAUAUCACAAUAUUUAGGGCAUCAGUGGUGAUGACAGCUAACUCAGUCCAAAAACAUUUGUCAUUUUAAAAAACAGCACCUAGUCCUGUACAUACUACACUAUAAAAACAGCACAGAGAUAUCAUCAGAAUUCUUGCCCUAAGCCGAUUUUUGGUUUAAUAAAUUUGUUUUUCUUACUGCGUUCCUUUGAUGUUCGAUACCUCUGACCUGUCGACUCUGUUGGAGGAGCAGCCCAGUGGAGAGAGAUCAAGCAGAACUACUUUCCUCCACAUUGCCAAAAAUUGUUAUGUUGGAAACAGAAAUUAACAAUACAGAUGGGGCUUAAUGAAUGAACAAAUAUUAUUUACCUUCAGAGUAACAAAUUCCAUCUGAAAACAGGGUCACUCAGUUUAGUGUAAUCUGGUAGCCUCUUGUCAUCAUUUUAAAGCACCACAGUAAAUUGGCUAUUGAAUGCCCUCAUUGUAAUUCUCAUCUAUUCCUCCUGAAUGGUCUAUAGUUUUCUGUCUUCUAUCAUCUCAAGUAAAAAAAGGAAAGCACUGCAUAUGCAUAUAUGUAAAUAUAUAUAAUAACCACUGAGUAGUUCAGUAUUUUUGCAGUCUAAGCAAUUAAAAUACUUCUGCACAUGCCAUGGUAUAAAACUGAAUGUAAAUGUAAAUGUAAUUGUUUCAUCUUACCACUUUGUACUUUGGGUUUAUAAGUUUUCAGGAUCAAAAUGUUUUAUAAAAUACUUGUGACACUUUAGACACAAGUUAUUAUAUAUGACAUAAUACUGAGUGUGUGUGACAUUUUUCAAAUAAAGUGGGUGG